Messenger RNA from Cladocopium goreaui, 9387 nucleotides. NCBI's taxonomy places the organism in Eukaryota, Dinophyceae, Suessiales, Symbiodiniaceae. The record is from the annotation of a GenBank genome assembly.
AUGGCAUCGGCGGAGCCGAAGCGGUCAGCGACCGCGCGAAGGGCAGCGCCCAAGAGUGAGGCCGAGCCUCGAGGGAAGGAGAAGCUCUCCACCAGCCCUGCUGCGAAGAUGGGUGCCGAUGCACUACCGCAUGGCCGAGGACCUGGUUCUAUAUGCUCGGAGCCUGUAGGCGCCGCGAAGAACACCAAGGCCGCUGAGAGAGGCUAUCCGGUUGGGAUGACAAUGCCUGGAUUCCAGUUGCACUAUGGCCCCAAUGGACAGCCUUGGUACACCGACGGGAAGCAAUGGUGGCCGGUGGGCUACAAUCCCAUGAUGGCUUCCCAACAGUGGUCAACGCCGUUCUCUUCCUGGACUAUGCCGAGCCAGCAAACGCCCAGUCAACAAACGGCGGUCAAUCCGAAGGAGUUAGACUUGAAAGGAGUCAAGCAGAAUGCAACGAGAACUCGAGUGAAGACAGAAACCAAGGAGGAGAAAACUACGAAAGGAGACAAGAAGGACAAAUCCUCCAAAGAGAAGGAUAAGGGUGACCGCGGAGAGAAGAAGAAGAAGCCGGACAAAGGCCCACCAGAAGAUGUCCCCGAUUGGGGAGGUGACGAUGAGGGUGAUGAGCCAGAUCCGGAGGAUGACACGGAGUACACUUAUGAAGAAGAGAGCGAGGAAGAGGAGGAGCAUGAACCAGACCAAUCGGUCGAUGUGACGCCGCGGUCAGCGACCGGAGUGACGCCUCGCUCAGGCACAGGAGGCGAGCCCCGAGAAGGUCCGCGACCUGGGCGGCGACCUGCGGAGCGUGACACGCAUCACACGGGCAGCGGCCCACGGAGGCGGAGACCUCCAGGUGGCGGCGGCCCACCUUCGAUGCCAUCCAGAGGAUCGCAAGCCUCUUCCAGCCACAGGACAUCGUCCGUCAGAACAGAGUCGGUACGACAGCUGCUCAAGGAGCGUACCGACCAGCCUGAAGGACGAGCUCGUGCUAACCUUGGACAAGUCCGGCUGGAGACCUUCCCAGGUGACAGGUCUCAAUACAGGAACUGGAUGAAGACGAUCCAAGCUCAGAAGCAGCUCUACCAGAUCCAAGACAAGGAGCUGGCGGUCUUGCUGUUCCUGUCCUGCACCGGGGAGGCAAGAGAGGUUCUCAACCAACUGGAGAUAGCGGACAUGCAAGAGGAGGGCGGCCUUCAACGCAUCCUACGUCUCUUAGAGGAUGCGUAUGGGAGCAAAGCAGAUGAGAGAUUCGAGGAAAGACAAAAUGCUUUCCUGAGUUUCCGCCGCUCUCCCGGACAAAGCAUCGCUGCUUACUUAGCGACCCUGAAGAGACUCCGAAAUGAGUACUUGCGUGAAGACCCGGGGUCAGUAAUCAGCGACCGUGCAUUUGCCCAAAGAAUGCUGACCCGUGCUUCCUUGACACGGCGCGAACGGUACGACUGCUUUUUUGCAGCCGGCGGUUCUUACCGUUCAGGUCCCUUGGAGAAAGUCCUCAGGUUCCGGUGCGCGAACGUGCACCUUGAGGAAAGACCAAGCGGCGGCCGCCGCCAAGAGGAACGUGGCUAUCAACAGGUUGCUCGGCCGCCGCCGAAGAGGAGAACCUACAAAAGGUCCGAUCGUCGAGCCCCGUAUCGUGCCACUCGCCAUGCUCAUGUGGCCGAUGAAGAAGACCUUGAAGGGGACUAUGAAGAGCACUAUGGAGACAACACGGAUGACGAGGACCUGGAGCAAGAAGCACUGAUGGCAGAGGAGGAGAUGCCCGAAGAAGAGGAGUGGAGCCAUGACGAAGAGGCCGAGUAUGAGGAAAGCGUCGAGGCCGUGGACCAGGCUGCCUUGCAAGAGGCAUUCGCUGCUGGUUGGAGGGCCAAGAACCAGACGGCCCAAGCCCGGCAGAGCCGUGGCUACCGUGACAGUGGCAAAUCCCCAAAAGGGAAAGGAAAAGUGAAGCGACAAGACAGUCGCCGGCCUGACGAUCGGAAACGCAACAGCACGUGCGCCUCAUGUGGCCAAAAGGGACAUUGGAGAGGCGAUGCAAUCUGCCCCAAUGUGAAGUCAGGCAAGGACGCUCCACAUCGGAAGGAAAGUGCAACCCAUUAUACAACAGCAUCGGGUGCUGGGAAGGGCAGCGCCUUCCAACCCAAGCGGGACCGCGCCCCCUCUCCGGCCAGAGAACCGGAGCGAGCACCGCUGCCGCGGAGGAAGAGCUCAGAGAGCCAAGCAAGAGACCAAGCUGGCGAUGUAACGGGCGCUACGCCCAAACAUCCCCCGAUGGCACCUCCACCAAAUCCUCCUCGACGAGGAGCGGUAGACAAGUCACCGAUGGAGACCUAUGUGGAGCCACCAUCAACCCCAAGGGGGCAUGAAAGACCACCAGAGCCAGCAGUGCCACCUCGAGUCAAAGAAGAAGUCGGUCGAUCUCCUAGCAGAAAGGAACCUGAGAGAGAACCCAAGGCGUCUCCGGAGGAGAAGGCCAAGAAGAGGAGAAGACGCUCACAUCGAUCAGACAGACCGAGAAGGUCCUCAGGUGAGCACAGGUCUGACAGAGAUCGCACCCGUGAGCGAAAGUCACGGGAGGAAGGUGCAGAGACACCUGCUGACACGCCUCGUGAAGGGACAGAAGAGGCCUUUGUGGCACAGCCUUCAACUGGCACUGCAGCACGCCAGUGCAACUGGACAUACAUGGUUGGUGGCUGGGACGUGAUCAAGGACUAUGAUUCUGACAGUUCCGACACGAUCUCAUCUCACCAGUUGGCAACCGAAAGUGAAGAGGACGAUUUGGUCCGCAAGUACCAGUUGCAAAACUCCCCAGCCCCCAAGUCAGCCGCUAGGGAGAAGCUUAAGGUCAAGCUGAUGACGGUCUUGAGAUCUUUGGCUGAAGAGGAGCAAGACGAUGAGGUCAAGAGACGACUUCAACGGAAACAAGAUCGCCUUCGAGACAAGAUCUCAGCACGGGCCGUGCGAUCUCAAGCCUCGGGCUCGGAAGCUCCGGCCAAAACAAGGCCCAAACAUGAAACCCGAGAUCCCAAGUUGGACGAGGAAAUGUGUUUGUCCACCCAGGAUCUGCUGCAGAUCUUACCAAAUAUGUCCAAGGAGGAGAAGAAAUUGCUCUAUAAGCAACUCAAGAAGGAACGAGAAGAUGAAGCCCUCAAGCUCUUUGGAACGGGGCAGCCGCCCACCUCAGCAGCAAAGCUCAAGAGGCCAGAUCGCCGCCGAGACGGGUACUCGGCUGCGUCCGUACCCAUGGCCUCUGCGGGCCGCAGCCUGAGGAAGGAUGAGGUUGAGGAGCCACCGGAUCAAGAGGAGAAGGUACCGGUGGGAGUCAAGAAGAAGCGCAUGGAGAAGUUUCGCAGACAGCUCUACGAGGCGGCCAAGAACCGAAAAGGGAAGAUCGUACCGUCAGAAGCCUCAGAUCUUCCCAACGCUGCCCAGGAGAACUGCGAGCAUCCAUAUGAGCGUUUGCUCUGGGGUGCAAAUAUCCAUGCCCAUUGGGCAAGCUGCAAGGAUUGCAAGCUGAGAAAAGUCUUGUACUACUCAGCUAUGCAUGGUGCAAUGACGUCCAACCAGUGCAUCCAUGCCCAUGACCAUGAACAUGAGGCCUACCAGGCCAAUGUGCUGUCCCCUGGACAUGUCAUUCUUGACACUGGGUGCAGAACAGCAGUGGCUGGACGCAAGUGGCACAUGACCCUGCAGUCUUUGAUGCGCCAGAAAGGCCUUCCGUUCUACAAGACCAACCACGAGGAGGUCUAUCGCUUUGGAGCAGGUGCACCGGUGCUCAGCACUGAGGCGUUCCUCUAUGCAGUGCAGAUCUAUGAUCACAAGUCUUGGGUGCGCAUCGCAGUGGUUGACAACACACCGGAUGAUGGCCGUGUGGCAGAGUGUCCUGGACUUGUGGGACCUGCUGAACUUGCCCGUUGGAAGGUGCAGAUUGACUUCGCCAAGUUGCAGGUUGCAAUUCAUGGCAAAUGGCAACCCACAGUUUUGUCGCCUUCAAGGCAUCCAAUCCUCAAUCUGCUCAACGUCGGCAAGAAGCCUGAUCCAACAGCAUGGGAGACCGGGGAGCUCAAGGAGCUGAGGCUGCGCCUCACAAACGACCCGCAUUCCUUUGCCCUCUUGCAGGAGGCAUUGGAUGAUCUGAGCUCUGAUGACGGCAGCGCCGCAGAGCCAGACCCAACUACGAAAGAAGCCGUCCAUUGGACGGGACCCCAAUUCGAGACGAUGGCCCGCUGGCAGAAGAAAUCCGAGUCAGAGACCAUCAACCUGCUGGAUGUGCUGGGUGUGGACUGCUUUCGAGCCACAACCAAGGAACCGGAUGACAGUUCCACGGGUUCCAUCAGCGAACGCGAAAGUGAGACUUCUCACGAAGGUGGACUUCCGAUGGGUUUCAACAGUUCUGAUGAAGAAUCCACGGAAUCGGAAGAUGGCAUGGUUGAUGAAGUGAUGAUAGCUGGCAGCGCCGGCGACACUGAGUACCUUGGAAAAGGGCAGAAGCGAAGACUUUUGGCCGCCGCCAAGAACAUCAGUGAAGCUGUGGAGGUGGAGCGCACCAGUUUCAAGAAGGAGAAGGAGGUUCCAAGAGUGCGCCGGCUGCGUACUGGCUUCAAGAUCUUGGAGAUCUUUACGUGGUCCUGCAUGCUGUCAAGGUUUGCCUACGGCCUGGGCUGGGAGUAUCUUGAACCAGUGACCCUUCCAGGCUGGGAUCUGACAGACCCCAAGGUGCAAUGGGAGGCCCACCAGUACAUUGAUCGAGUCGACCCUGACUUCAUCAUGCUGGCAUGGCCGUGUGGACCGUGGUCGCCUCUGCAGCGACUUAAUCAAAAGACUUGGACCCAGCGAGAGGCCCUCAAACACAAACAGAACACCUCGAAGAAGUUGCUGAAGUUUUCUGCACAAGUCUCUUUGAAGAGACAAUGGAAUGGCCGCGCCAUCCUGGGUGAGAAUCCCCUGCUGAGCCUGGCAUGGAAGCAAGAUGAUAUCAUUGAUGGCUUUGGUGAUCUGCCUGAAGGGGUAUGCGACCAGUGUCAGUAUGGCCUCCGCCAUCCCGAAUGCGGCAUGCCUCUGAAGAAACCAACCCGCUUUGUGGGCCAAGAGGAGAUCGAGUACGGGACUAUAUCUCUGUCAUCCUGGGCUGGAGGAUAUCCGAUCCCCUUGUGCAAAGCCAUCAUGAGGGGAGCCUUGAGCUUCCUGCAUCGGCCGGCAGCUGCCGGGAAAGAGACCUACGUCCUGGAGGAGUACGUCACCGAAGAAUCUUUUCAGGAUGGGCAAGAAGGAAUUGAAGAAGAAGAGCAACGAAUGGCACAGGAGAAAAGGCGAGAGGAAGAGGUGAUCGAGGAAGAUGAUCGACGCCCUGUGCCAAAAGAGAUUCAAAAGGCAGUUGAAUUUGCCCAUCGGCAACUUGGACAUCCCAGCAGAGAUACUUUGGUCCGGAUGCUGCGCAUCUCAGGAGCGACAGAGGAUGCCAUCCGUCACGCUAGACGAUGGCAGUGCGAUGUGUGCCGAAUGCAGAAGGCACCAGCACAUCCUCUUGCUACAACGCCAAGCUUGAGACCCUAUGGCUUCAAUCGGAAGCUUCACUUGGACAUCAAGUUUGUGUUCGACUCACGGGAUCGCAAAUAUCCUUGUUUGAGCAUUGUGGAUCUUGGUACUGCGUACCAUGGCGCCUGUCUUUGCAAGACAAGGAGGUCCGACUAUGUGGCGCGCAAGUUCAUGAUCCAUUGGAUCCAGAUCUUUGGAGCUCCAGAGCAUGUUAGCCACGAUCAAGGUGGCGAGUUUGAGCUGGCCUUCACCUCGCUUUUGGAGGACAUGGCGGUGCCAACUACGGUGACAGGAUCACAUGCACCUUGGCAGCUUUCGGUGGGAGAAAGACAUGGAGCUAUCUUGGGCACCAUGAUCUCAGCUAUCACUGCAGAACACUCCACUGAAGGAUUUACAGCCAUGAAACUGGUGGUGUCAUCCGCUGUCGCAGCCAAGAAUAUGACAGUGACUCGGGACGGAUUCACUCCCAAUCAACGAUUGUUUGGAGCUGAAAUCAAAUUCCCCAGUUUGACAGAAGACAACGCCAGGCCAAGCUUUGCAGAAGCAUUGGACUCUGAAUCAGAGUAUGCACGCGCUCACAGAAUGCGCAUCACGGCCAGGCUGGCUUUGAUCCGUACGGACGUCCAAGACAAGAUGCGCCGUGCGAUUCUGAGGAAGCCAGUGCAUGAAAAUGAUGGCCCAUUCAUGCCGGGAGCACAGAUUUACUUCUGGACACCAAAGAAACUUUCAAAAAGGUAUACCCGAGGUGGCCAGUGGCGUGGACCUGCUACAAUCCUUGUGCGUGAGGCCAAGGAGAGAUACUUUGUCAGCUGGCGAGGCCGCGCCCUCCUGUUGGCUGCGCCCAACAUCCGACUGGCUACUCGUGAAGAGUUAGCUCUCAACGAGCCAGCCAAGGAAGAUGCCGACAGUUUGGGUGAACUACUUCAGGACCCCAUCCGGGAGAAGACCUACAAGGACCAAUCACGACUGGCACCUCCGCCGAGGACGAGAAAACGUCCAGCGACCGCGGAUACGCCAGAGAGGAAAAGAGCAAGGACGAUGUUAAGAGGCACCAAGUCAAUUCGACAGCUCCUGAAGGAUCGCUACGCUGAUCUUCGAGCACAGCUCAGGAAGAGAAAGGUGCCCAAAGGUAUUGAGGACAAGCCGGCAGCGCCGCGCCCUGCAAAAAGGCCAAAGGCCUUAGAAGAUGGACAAGUGCCCCCAGAGGAGAUCCCUGAACUACCUCAACCACCGGCACUACCAGGACCUGGAGGAGGCGAAGAGUCUGAUGGCUACAGCGCCACAUCACCUUAUGAUGAGCAUGAAGGGCCUCCCCACAUGUCAACCGAUGAGGAGCCACCUCACAUUCCUACAGAUGAUGAAGGACUGGAUGAGCCAUCCAGAGCUGAGGCAGAGCCUCCAACGGAGGUACCACCGCAUGAGGUACCUGUCCCGCCGGACAAUGAGGACGAAUGGUUAGAGGAGUUCAGGAAACUGUCCGAGGAAGAUCGACGCAAGAUGUCUCUUGACGACGUUCCUCACACCCUCAAGAGGAAACAGCAGCUUAUGGACCCUGCUCGGGCGGAUGCUGCCGUCAAGAAGCUGCGUGCGAACUUCUGCGCACAGGUGGCAGCGACCACAGUGUAUGUGAGCCUUCAAAAUGAAUGGGUGUCGAGAUACGAGGUGGAACUUCUUAAGCAACUGACAGGCUUGCCAGUUACGGCGGCCAGAAUCCACCGGACACCCAGGAAGCGUUUCCAAAAGCCUCCAAAGAUGGUUAGUCGCUCACGACUUUCCAUUUUAAUUGGCAAAGAUCCUGCCAACACCUUCAUUGUCAACGAGGACGAGGAGGACGUGAAGCAGAACCCUCGCCGUCGUGCCAGCUUUCUUUGGAAAGGCAUGACGAUUUUCUACAAGACUGCCAAGGAGACCGACACCGAGCCGGUAUACAUCCAGCUUCCAGAUGGAUUGUACCGUGCGGAUCUGACUGCCCAAGCCGCCCAAGAUUUCGAAGCUUUGUGGACGGAAGAAGUUCGAGAUUUGCUCACCACUGAAGCGCUGCUAUUGAAGAUGAAGCAGGGUGGCAAGGAGUUGGACCCUGCCUUCUUUGAUCAGAAGGAAAGAGCAGCAUUUGAUACGGCUGAUGUCAAGGAGUGGUCUGAAUGGAUCAAAAACGGAGUGAUUGAGAGGGUCAGCCCUGAGGAAGCGGCCCGAGUUCCCAAAGCAUCCAUUUUCAGAGCACCACUUCGUAUGCUCAGGGUCAACAAACAGACCAAUCAGCUCUUGCCGUUGGUGGCAAAAUCCCGACUUAUUGUGCCAGGUCAUUUAGACCCCCAGCUUGGUGAAUUCCGGACAGAUUCGCCAACCUGCCCUCAAGCAGCUGUCUGUGCAGCCAAGAGCGUGGCAGCAGCCCGUGGAUGGGGUGGCACAAUUUUUGAUGUCACAACAGCUUUCCUCAGCGGAAAGAAGUUGCAACGACAGGUUUACAUUCGAGCCCCCAGAGAAGGUUUGCCUCCAGCUGAGAAUUGGUCAGCUGUGGAACCUGGAGAGCUCUUGCGCAUCCUCAAGAGCGCAUAUGGACUGACAGAGAGUCCCAGGUUGUGGUACCUGGAAGCCCUUGACAGGAUCAAAAAGACUGAUCUCCAGGAGCUCGAGAUGUCGCGAUCUACCUUCGUUGCAGGUGGUGGAAGCAGUGGCAGCGCCACAUAUGCUAUCCUAUGUCUCCACGUGGAUGACGGACUGCUUCUCGGUGAUUUACAGGACAAGCGUGUCCAGAAUCUCAAGCGGCAGAUUGAUGGUAUGUUCAAGAUCAAAGCCUGGAAGACCCUAUCUGCCAAAGAACCAGUUCAAUUCUUGGGCGUGGACGUAACUUUGGAUUCAAAUGGUAUCCACGACGACAUGACGCAGUACAUCAAGCAGAUCAAGGUGGAACCUUUGAGUGGCUCUGGACCACUUAAUCCAAGGGAGUUGACGCUCUAUCGUCAGCUCGUCAUGCGCCUUCGGUGGCCGGCCCAACAGGCCAUGCCACACUUGCUGUAUGAGGUUUCGGCCCUAGCACAACGUGUGAGCCGCGCUCAACACAGUGACUACAAGGAAGCUGUCAAGCUUCAUCAAAAGUUUGUGGAGGAAGCUUCCCAGGGCCGCGCCCAAUUGACCUAUCCAAAGCUGAACGAGAAGGAGAAGCUAUUCUACAUCAGCUUCUUUGAUGCCUCGGUUGGAAAAGAAGAAGACGGAAAAUCUCAGCUUGGGUCAAUUCACUUUCUCACAACAGAGAAAGCACGGUCAGGACCAGCAUUGGCAUCGGUGGUGGAAUUCUCCACCAAUAAAAGUUCUCGAGUUCUGAGGAGUUCAAUGUCUGCUGAAAGCUGUAGCAUGUCCAUCUGUGUGGACCGUCACUUGUACGGCCGCUUGGUUUUGGAUCGUUUGCUCUACGGCAACAGACCCUUGGAUGAGGAUUGGCGAUUGUCAAUGGGUCUUGAUGGAGGCGUCGUAACUGAUGCCAAGAGCCUCUAUGACCAUUUGAAUACAACAGGUCAGCUCCCCACGGAGCGUCAGACCAUGCUGGACUUGCUUGUUGCACGACAUCACUUGGAAGCUGGAGCGUAUAUGUUGUUUUGGGUCCCUACUCAUCGACAGCACGCCGACGGCCUAACCAAGAAGAUGGUCAACCUGUUGUGGCAGGCAUUCUGCCGAAAGCCUAUGGUGUCCCUACGUGAGACUCCAGAGGAGAAAACGUUAGAGGAUCACCGGCGCAAACUGCGCCAGGGGCAGCGACAGCGUCGCAAAGAAAAGCUGAAGGGCCGCGUCCCAGCACUGGCAUCGGCUGCGCCGUGCCAUAAUUUGCGCAACACACCAACACGUUUCCCUUCCGAUGUGAAAGACAAAGGUAGGUAG